CCGCCACCAGUGGUAGUGCUCUACCCCCUCCAGCGGAAAUCUCUUUGGACGGGGCGGCGAAUACGGAGAGUCGCCGCAGAUGGCGGACCGUUUGACCCGUAUCGCGAUCGUGAGCGAGGACAAGUGCAAGCCCAAGAAGUGCCGCCAGGAGUGCAAGAAGAGAUGCCCCGUUGUCAAGACCGGAAAGCUUUGCAUUGAAGUUAGUCCAGCGGCCAAACUUGCAUUCAUUUCUGAAGAGCUGUGUAUUGGUUGUGGUAUUUGUGUUAAGAAAUGCCCAUUUGAUGCCAUUGAAAUCAUCAAUCUUCCAAAAGAUUUGGAGAAAGAUACUACCCAUUGCUAUGGACCGAAUACCUUCAAAUUGCACAGUGGGUAA
This is a messenger RNA of Aegilops tauschii subsp. strangulata, 373 nucleotides long. RefSeq names its product ABC transporter E family member 2-like. The record is from RefSeq and is a predicted model, not a curated record. Lineage: Eukaryota; Viridiplantae; Streptophyta; Magnoliopsida; Poales; Poaceae.